GUGGUGGGGCCAGUCGGUGGAUCGAUCGACGUCCCGUCGAACCUCGCGGCCGUAAGCGCCGCUGCGCCUCUGGGCGGGGCGAGAGGGCGCUUCAGUCGUGUACUGGAGCCCACCAGGGUCGCGUCCAGCACCUCGAACGCUUCGGAGUUGCUCGUUCGCUCGGGUCUCUCUCUUUUCUCUCCAUCAACCUUUCGAAAAAGAAAAAGGACACUCCUCGUGUCUUUAGGGGCUGUGUUCUGAACUAACUAAACUUCGAAAUAGACGCGUGAUCCUUCAACGCAUAUAUAAAAAGCGAGCGAGAAAGAGAGAAAGAGAGAGAAAGAGAGAGCCAAACGUGAGAGCUUAGUUAAUAUAGUGUUCUAUCUCCGAUUCGAGAUAUCCUUUCUUCGUUCGUAUAUACCCUGUAGUAGUAGUUCGAAACUCGAGGAUCGUACUAUUCCUGUUAGUACUAUAGUUCCAGCGACGCGGAUCAACCAGUGAUCGUUCCAACGCGGCGCGGCUUGUAUCGUCCUCGAAGACACGAGAUCGUAUCCGUAUCAGGAUAUUUCUGUUCCCAUCGAAUCGCUCAAUUAAUUCGUGGAUUCUAUAUAGUUGUUCGUACUCGAUCGUUCUCGUCGGUCGGAACAUUUCAUUACGUUCGACUGUUUCGGUUCUUCGAACGGAGCCGGUCGUAUCGAUUCGAGAGGUGGUGAUACGGGCGUACACAGAUAGAGAUACACGCAUAGUGAGACAAGUGAGAUAUACAUUGGAGAGGUGCGUAAAAAGGGUUUCGGAAGUAUCCACGGGGGAGAGGUGUCUAUGUACGCGGCCGGAGACACGGAGAGCUACCCUGGUACCUAGCGGACGACGCGGGGUGGCUUCACCAGUGAGUCUCAGCUUUACGCCCUUCUUUUCGCGAGCUGAUUCACCGUCACGCUUGCUUUCGACGCUUUACAAUAGCAUUUCGAGAGCUAGAUCUCGCGAGAGCGUAACCUCGUCCCAGGGUGGCGGGCUCCGUCAGCAGGAGGCGGCGAGCGUCGCGGAGCAUCAGCUAGUGUGGAAGAGGCAAGAUAGAUAGAUAGAGAGAGAGAGAGAGAGAGAGACAGACAGACAGACAGACAGAGAGAAAGAGAGAAAGAAAGAGAGAGAGAGAGAAAGAAAGAAAGAAAGAAAGAAAGAAAGAAAGAGAGUGAGUGAGAGAGGGAGAGUAAACGUGACGAAGAAGACGAAGACGACGUCGUCGGGGUGUUGGUGUCCGAGGGUGGCGGCGGUGGUGACGCGCAGGAGGUGGUGGCGGCGGAGGAGGGUGGAGGCGACCGUGGAAGAAGCUACGACUCCUGCGACGUGAGUCGCGAGCCGUGCUGGUUGGGUGGUGGUGGUGGUGGUGGUGGCCACGAAGAGGGUAGAGUAACGGUUUCCUAGCCGCCGAGGGAAAGGUAGAGGCUUGGUGGUGGCGUUUGUGAAGGCAACCUGUGGCAAGAUGGGCUGCGCCAUGUCCGCUGAAGAGCGGGCCGCACUGGCCCGUAGCAAGCAGAUCGAGAAGAAUCUCAAGGAGGAUGGUAUCCAAGCUGCUAAGGAUAUCAAGCUGCUACUGCUUGGUGCCGGAGAGUCUGGGAAAAGUACCAUCGUUAAACAAAUGAAAAUUAUCCAUGAAAGCGGAUUUACACCCGAAGACUUCAAGCAGUACAGGCCCGUAGUAUACAGCAACACGAUACAAUCUCUAGUCGCUAUUCUCAGAGCGAUGCCGAAUUUGGAUAUCAACUUUUCGACCAAUGAACGGGAGCCGGACGCGAAAAUGGUGUUCGACGUGAUCCAAAGAAUGGAGGACACGGAACCAUUCAGCGAGGAGCUUUUGGCUGCGAUGAAUAGACUUUGGGCCGACAGCGGGGUACAGGAAUGCUUUGGCAGGAGCAACGAGUACCAACUCAACGACUCGGCGAAAUAUUUCCUGGAUGAUCUAGACCGAUUAGGGGCCAGGGAUUAUCAGCCUACGGAGCAAGAUAUUUUAAGGACCCGUGUUAAAACAACGGGAAUAGUCGAAGUCCACUUUUCUUUCAAGAAUCUUAAUUUCAAAUUGUUCGACGUGGGCGGCCAAAGAAGCGAACGUAAGAAAUGGAUCCAUUGCUUCGAGGAUGUUACCGCGAUCAUAUUUUGCGUUGCGAUGUCCGAGUACGAUCAAGUUCUGCACGAAGACGAAACGACGAAUCGAAUGCAAGAAAGCUUGAAACUGUUCGACUCAAUUUGCAAUAACAAAUGGUUUACUGACACCUCGAUUAUUCUCUUCUUGAACAAAAAGGAUCUUUUCGAGGAGAAAAUUCGCAAGUCUCCGCUCACCAUUUGCUUCCCCGAAUAUGCCGGGGCGCAAGAGUACGGUGAAGCAGCCGCGUACAUCCAGGCGCAAUUCGAGGCGAGAAACAAGUCAACCACUAAGGAGAUCUACUGCCACAUGACUUGCGCUACUGAUACCGACAACAUUCAAUUCGUGUUCGACGCAGUCACAGACGUCAUUAUCGCCAAUAAUCUCCGUGGCUGCGGUCUCUAUUAGGAUAAAUAUUCCCGUCGUGGAGCCGAUCGACCGACACACACUCACACUCACACGCAUAAACACGACAGACAUGUAUUGCGAGAACGGGGGAGCGCGUGAGAAUGAGAGACUGCGAGAUUGUCAGGUUGCCGAGAGAAAGAUCGCGUGACAGAGGGGGAGAGAACGGCUGAAAGAACGGGAACGAGAAAAAGAGAUACACCUAUGUACCACCGCUACUACUACCGACCACCUGCGGAUACCUUCUCGACUUUUUUUUAUCAGACACCUCUUUGUGCCAGCUCUUUCAACCUUUCUCCUUGUCAUACUGAGUGAUUCGAACGCAGUUCCACAAUGUUUACGCAACGCUAUGCAUUAUGCGCUGCUAAAGUGCUGCUAUGUAAGUAGGUUCGCUUGUACAAUUCCUGGAUCUUCUUGCAUAAUAACUUACUAAUUACUAUUAUCAGCAAACCGAUAAUUCAUUAGUUAUAGGGUUCUCCUCUAUCAUUUUUCAUUGAAUGGAAUGGAUCAAAUACUAACUUAUGAUUUGUAAAAUCUUAUUUAUUUCAUCAACAAAUUUGUUACCAUUAUGCAAAGAUAAUCUGUAACUUUUGAAUUGUAAAGUUUCGUUAAUAGUAUUAGUUCAAUUGUCCAUGGUGAUUGAAUUAAGACCACAUGGAAUUUUCAACAGUUCUCAUUGUGCUAUACGCAACUGAGAAGCGUACUCUUAGCGAACUGUUUUAUGGGAAAGUUAAAGGCAAAUGAAGAACGUCAUUCUAAUUCAAUGAACAGGGAUUGUAGAAGUUAGGAACUUCUCCCUGAGAAAUAUUUGUCAGAUUACUGACUGAUAUUAUAAAAAUAAUAUCAAUUGUGGACUGUUGUUAGUAAAUCGCUUCUUCUAAUUGUCUUUUGAGGCAAGCAGAGAAUUGUGUAGGAAUUUUUAAUAUCAGCAGCAUCAAGAAUGUUUCUCUACUAGAGAAAUUCAUCUUAUGAUUUGAAUUUUAUAUCUGGAAGAGAAAAGAAUAGAAAAGUUUGGAAUAAAGUUUUCAGCUAAUUGAUCCUUCGAGCUAAAUACAUCUGGAUUGAAGUUGCAAUUAUUUACUAUUCCGCUUUUAAAUACCGAAUCCAAUCUUAAAAUGAAUUUCUCAAUAAAGAAACAUUCUUUUCUAUACCACAAUCAGAUUUGAUUGCUGUAUUAAUUGCAGAGGACUUAAUAUUGCCUUUACUCAUUGGUCAUUUUCCAUUUUAAACCGAUUGUGACUGAGUCAGCCUAUUAUUAGCGUUGGACAAUCUGUUUAACCAAUACCGAGUACUGUGAUCAAUCUUUUUGUUAACUGUCAGAACUGGUGAAUUUUGUCAUAUAUAAAAAUCUAUUUUUGUGUCGAUAUUUGAAACUAAAAAAUUAUAUACAAAUGAUUGGAUUUCAUAUAUUAAAUUUCGUUAAGAUUCAAAAGCUUGUAUAAUGUCACUUGUUUGCUUAAAAAGAAUUAUAUGGGUCAAAGGGUCAAUAGUUAAGUCCUUCGUAAUCAAAAAUAUGGAAUUAAGGAAUAUGUUGAAAGAGGGCGCACAAUGAUCAAUCCAGAUUUUUCAUACAUUACGCGGUAAAUCGCACAAAGACCAAUCACGAAGCACACUCGAAUCUCGAGAUCCUUCAUCUGAUUUUAUUGUAAAUUAGGGAAAGAAUAUAGUUAUCUGUUCAGGUAGAAAAUUAAGCUGAACAAAAUUCUUUUAACAUAGCAAAUAAUUCUAGUUAAUAGUUUAACAUUAAAAUUCUUUUGAUAAAAGAAAUAAUUUCUUUAGAAAUGUUUCAUUUGACAAACACUUUAAUUUUCUACCUGGGAAGAAACGAUUUAUAAGCUAAUAAUACAAUUUUCCUUUUUCACGAGUAGUAUAAUAAUAUUCAACUAUUUCAACUUUAGUUGAAUAAGCAUGUUACGUUCAUCGCCGAUCGCACAAGUCGCGCACAAGAAACGCGCGCGAAAAAAGUAUAUUUUUCUCUCAUACAAAAUAUUUUAUAUUUUCCGUGCAAAUCUACAAUUCCUACAUCUGUCGGAUACGUAUAAUCUUAUACUAUUCGGUUUUCGAUCAGUUCCUUUCGGUUAGAAAACUAAAUAAAAAAACAAAAAAAAAAAGAAAAAAAAAAUGCGCUAAAAUUGUGUAAAAAGCAUACAAACGCCGUUGAUUGAAACAAGUGAGAUUUAAGUGAAACCAUAAAAACUCGAUAGAUAAGGUCAGAAUAGUGCAAGAUUGUCAAAGCAUGCAGAAAAAAGACGUGAACAUGUUGAUGCGUAGAUAUUUAAUUGAAAUUCGAUUUCCAAUUCGUCAAACAUUAUUUGGCAACGAUUCGAGCAAGAUUCGUAACGCUAUUGACAAAUGGCGCACCGUACAUGACAAAGAAUUCUUCACUGGUUUUCCCUUAAAUUGAAUCAACAGUUUCGUUUCGUUCCAUUGUCACGCACAUUUACGCGACUGUACGCACACGAUCGCACAAUUAUACGCAACGACGCAAUCACACACACGUACACACGUUACACGAAUAUACAGGGUAUUCGGAAAUAGAUGGCCGAACUGUGGUAUAGUGUAGAACACGAUAUCAAAGUUUGGCCACUUAUUUCUGAAACAUUCUGCAUAGGGCAUACGUUGAAGUGUUAUUACAUUUGCGAAAAGUGAAAGAGGUUCCACUCAACGAAGCUAGGAUCCUUGAAUUUCCGAAUUUUCUUCGUACGAUUCAGUUACCUUCUUACGCAAUUACGUUUUACGUUUCUUGAUCAGGUCAGGCGUGUUUAAGGAGCUUUCAAUUAUUCGAUGAAAUCUCGGCUUCGUAUUAAGUGAUAGCGUUUUUGGAUCGACAGAAGCCGUGUCUUUACGCUUCUUUUUUCAUCGAACCAGCCCUUACUGGCUUUAAAACGAAUAUAAGUGCAGACCGAAACAUUCCACGUACAGUCAAACGCAGUUCCCCGUUUUCUAUUUUUCCUUGGUUCGUAUUUAAUCAUCGCACAAUGUACCAAUUUUCUUUUUCUUUUUUUUUUUUAUAAUCUUUCCAUUUGAACGACUUUUUAUUUUUGUUUUUUUUUUUUUUUUUUUUUUUUUUGGAAAAGAUUUCACUCCCUUUUCCAGAAUUGCAAUUGCGAUUGAAAUGAGGAGUUGUGGCAGAAUUUUUGGGAAUUUUUGUACGAAUCCUUUUACCAAAGAUAUUUGUUUAAAACUUUUAUAUUAAAAAAUAUCAUAUUCUAAAUUUAUAAUUAAUGUUUGUUGGGAAUUCGAGAUUUUUUUAAAUUUAUUUAAAACAGUUGCAAUUGCAAUUCGUCGCUGUUCAAUUGUAAUAUAAAUUAAAAUAUCGAGAAGUGUUUGACCAAAAAGAACCAAAGAAUCGAGUAGAACAGUAAUUACAAAUGUAAAGAAAAAAGAAAGGGAAGAAGAAGGAAGAAAGAAAAAAAAUAUUCACAAAAUUAAUCUGAAUUAUGUAUAUAUGAAGGACAGAAUUUUUUUUCUUGAAGAAGGCCAAGAAGAAUUUCACUAUUUUUUCUUUCGACGACUAGUAUCAAAAGAAAGAACACCUUUCUCUCUACGUUUCGAUUUUGAUUUUUCCUAAUCUUUCUUUUUUUCUCUUUUUGUUUUUAUACGUCGAUUUUUGCGAAUUAUUUUUAUAUCGUUAGUUGGAUCUAGAAGAUGAAAACAAGAUUUAAAAAAAAAAAAAAAAAAUAGUAUUACUGUCACCGCCGUUGCCAUAUUACUGUAAAAGUUAAUAUAUAAAUUUUAGGGCUAUCGAUUAUAAUUAAUUAAGUAUUCCUAUAUGUAGUAGCCAUAAUUAUGUAUAAAUAAGUACGCAUAUAGAACUUCUAGUCAAAUAGAGAACGUACUAGCUCGUACAAAAAAAAAAAAAAUGUAUAACGAUCGGGGAAGUGAUUGCUUUGAUUUAUUUCUUUCGCAGCGAGGAUUUUUAUUACUCUUAACUAUUAUUAUUAAUUUUCAGUUCGUUUCAAUAUCUGUAAUCGAUAAUAAAUUGACAGGAAGAUGUAGCUUUUAUAUUUAUACUCACACUAUCGGUUAGAAUAUUUGAGGCGCCAAAUUUAAACUACUGAUUAGUGAUUUGAUUGAUUUAAAAGAGAAAAGAAAAGUUUAAGUUUCAACCGACAAAGAAGAAGCAACCAGUGAAAUGGAAAUAAAGAAUAACAAUAGAUUGUAAAUCGAAAUAAUUGUAAUACGUAACGGGUGUGCAAUUUCGAAUUUAGAAAUUGUAAUUCAGUUAUUAUUAUAACCGCCUAGGAUAAAUGCAAUGAAUUAAACUGUGUAUAGCAGUGA
Bombus pyrosoma is the source of this 6802-nucleotide messenger RNA. It is a transcript of the gene Galphao, whose product is annotated as guanine nucleotide-binding protein G(o) subunit alpha. Gene Ontology annotation, biological process: adenylate cyclase-modulating G protein-coupled receptor signaling pathway. Bases 1460 to 2524 code for a protein of 354 amino acids. Gene Ontology annotation, molecular function: GTPase activity; GTP binding; G protein-coupled receptor binding. Gene Ontology annotation, cellular component: heterotrimeric G-protein complex. The transcript has 9 exons. The record is from RefSeq and is a predicted model, not a curated record. NCBI's taxonomy places the organism in Eukaryota, Metazoa, Arthropoda, Insecta, Hymenoptera, Apidae.